AUGGCCCCUGUCACCAUCGUCACGUUCUUCAAGCUACCAUCCUCUCUCUCCUCCGAACUGACCUCUGAUCAACUGACCAAGCCAUUUGUCACUGCUGAUGAGUCUGUGUGUAGAGACAGUAAAUGGAUGACACAUAUUCUCCAUCUAGACCAGUGGAUGACCAGGUACACCACCGAAGCCACUCACUUCGCUUCUGCUCCUCCUCUGCCCCUGCUCACGUCCUCCCCAACUUGCCAGUUGUUAGUGUGGUGCCACUACGGUGAAGCAGGAGUGGGGAAGGAGGAGAGAAGGCGUCUAGACCAGCUCUCAUUUGGCUGGUGGUUUCAUGGCAGCGGAGGGCAAGUGGCUCCGAGUCCGCCAGCCCUGACGGGUGCAGGGCCUGUCUGGGCAGAAUGGCACACAAAAACGCACCGGGGAGCGCCGUGUCGGGCAGGGGCGCGCGUGUGCACUGGCUCUCUCCGUGCCAGACUCCUGGCCCUGGGACCCCCGCGCUCGCCGGCGCCCCUCUCGGGCACCCAGAAGAGCUGGGAGGCCCGAGCCGUCCCAGCGUGCCCCGCGCGGCGUGGACUCGGGCAGCUGCCGCCAUCCCGCUGGCGAGGUGGAGAGAGAGGCCCGCCCGCUUGCCGGUCGGGCCAGUGUGGGCUAGUGCGUGAGGGCGCGGGGGGCCGUGUCAGCGAGACGCAGACGCCACCGCCAAACGGACAUGUUGGAGCCCAGGGCCGCCGCCGCCUCUUUUUCCUCAUCCUCCGAACGGGACUGAGAGGGGGCCCGCCACCCCGCCGCCUCUGCCUGUGCCUCGGCCGCCCGCCCCGCCGCCUCGGCCGCAGCCUCUUCCUGCCCGGCCUCCAGCUCCGCAGCUCAUCGCCUCCGCCCGCCCCUCAGGCCCGGCCGGUUCCCCGGCCCCGCUCCGCCGCGGCGCGAGGUCUAUGUGACCGGCGGGCCCGGAGCAGCCGCCGCCGCAGCGCGAACAUGGACGCCGUCAACGCCUUCAACCAAGAGGUAAGGGGUGCUUGGAACAGGAGGGUGCCGGGCCUGCCGGGGAGUCGGGGCGUCGUUUCUCCUGCCGCCGGAGGUUUAAAGCUUAGGUCGGGGUGGGGACGCUUCCUGCCCCGGUUCCGGGGCGGCGGGGCCUGCGCGGAGCGGCCUGUGGCCCGGGGAGGUCGCGGCGGCCGCGGGAGCCGACCCCACACCCCUCCCCCACCUCCCACUCCCGGGCGGCGACCUCGGGCUGCCCCUCUCGCCCCCUUCCGGCCUCCUCCAGCCCGCGUCGGCGCCUCUAACUUCGCCCCCUUUCAGGUCCGGGUGCUCUCGCUCUCUGCCCCCAGCCCCGUAUUGGCUUCGCGGUACCGGGAGCCCCUCUUUUCACUUAUGGAUAUGAAGCCUCCCAUCUCUCGAGCCAAGAUGAUUCUCAUCACGAAAGCUGCUAUUAAAGCUAUUAAGCUUUAUAAGCAUGUAGUUCAAAUAGUAGAAAAGUUCAUCAAAAAGUGUAAACCAGAAUACAAGGUUCCGGGAUUAUAUGUAAUCGACUCAAUUGUGAGACAGUCUCGUCAUCAGUUUGGAACUGAUAAAGAUGUUUUUGGGCCAAGAUUCUCUAAAAACAUAACUGCCACAUUCCAAUAUUUGUAUCUUUGUCCAUCUGAAGAUAAGAGUAAAAUAGUUCGUGUGCUGAACCUUUGGCAAAAAAAUGGAGUAUUCAAAAUUGAAAUCAUUCAACCGCUUUUGGACAUGGCAGCAGGAACCAGUAAUGCCGCCCCAGUAACAGAAAAUGUUACUAAUAAUGAAGGCUCACCUCCACCUCCAGUUAAAGUUUCUUCUGAACCCUCACAAGCCACUACAAACUCCAUACCAACUGUACCACAGUUGCCCAGCUCUGAUGCUUUUGCUGCUGUGGCCCAACUGUUUCAGACAACUCAAGGUCAACAGCUUCAGCAGAUCCUUCAGACUUUUCAACAGCCUCCAAAACCACAGUCUCCCGCCAUUGACAAUGCUGUGAUGGCUCAGGUUCAGGCUAUCACAGCUCAGUUAAAGACAGCUCCUACACAACCACCUGAACAAAAAGCUGCUUUCCCCCAACCUGAACAAAAAACUGCAUUUGACAAGAAGCUACUUGAUAGAUUUGAUUACGAUGAUGAGCCGGAAGCUGUGGAAGAAUCAAAGAAAGAAGAUGGUGCUGCCGCCGCUACCGCCGCCGCUGCCACCACAGCACCUACUGCUGCUGUUGCACCCCCUGCACCUGCUGCUGCUGUACCUUCUGUUGCUGCGACUGCUGCUUCUCCUCCACAGGCACCCUUUGGAUUUCCUGGAGAUGGCAUGCAGCAACCAGCAUAUACCCAGCACCAAAACAUGGAUCAGUUUCAACCUCGAAUGAUGGCAAUACAGCAGGAUCCAGUGCACCAUCAGGUUCCACUUCCUCCUAAUGGACAGAUGCCAGGAUUUGGCCUUCUUCCUACACCUCCAUUUCCUCCCAUGGCUCAGUCCGUGAUUCCUCCAACUCCACCCGUGCAGCAGCCUUUCCAAACUUCCUUUCAGGCACAAAGUGAACCACUUACACAAAAGGCACAUCAGGAAAUGGAAGUAGAACAACCUUGUAUUCAAGAGGUUAAGCGGCACAUGUCCGAUAACAGAAAGUCAAGAUCUAGAUCAGCAUCCAGGUCACCAAAAAGGAGACGAUCUCGAUCUGGUUCUAGAUCUCGAAGGUCUCGUCAUCGACGUUCUCGAUCUCGGUCCAGAGAUAGACGCCGACAUUCUCCUAGAUCUCGAUCCCAAGAAAGAAGGGAUCGGGAAAAAGAUAGAGAGCGCCGACAAAAAGGCCUUCCUCAAAUCAAACCAGAAACUGCUAGUGUUUGUAGUACUACACUCUGGGUGGGACAGCUGGACAAAAGGACUACUCAGCAGGAUGUUGCCAGUCUCUUAGAAGAGUUUGGUCCAAUUGAAUCAAUUAAUAUGAUUCCUCCCAGAGGUUGUGCCUAUAUUGUUAUGGUUCAUAGGCAAGAUGCUAACCGUGCCCUGCAGAAACUGAGCCGAGGAAACUAUAAAGUGAACCAGAAAUCCAUAAAGAUUGCGUGGGCCUUAAACAAAGGAAUAAAGGCAGAUUAUAAGCAGUAUUGGGAUGUAGAACUUGGUGUUACUUAUAUUCCGUGGGACAAAGUCAAGCCUGAAGAACUGGAGAGUUUUUGUGAAGGAGGAAUGUUGGACAGUGAUACACUUAAUCCAGAUUGGAAGGGAAUUCCCAAAAAGCAUGAAAAUGAAGUUGCUCAAAAUGGAGGGGCAGAAACAUCACACACAGAACCAGUAUCACCCAUACCUAAGCCUUUACCUGUGCCUGUCCCUCCUAUUCCUGUUCCUGCACCUAUAACAGUACCACCUCCACAGGUCCCACCACAUCAGCCGGGACCUCCUGUAGUUGGUGCUCUCCAGCCACCCACUUUCACGCCUCCUUUGGGAAUUCCCCCUCCAGGCUUUGGUCCUGGUGUUCCUCCUCCUCCACCUCCUCCACCAUUUCUGCGCCCAGGAUUCAACCCAAUGCAUUUACCACCAGGUUUUCUUCCUCCUGGACCCCCACCUCCUAUAACUCCACCAGUAUCCAUUCCUCCUCCUCACACUCCACCAAUAAACAUCCCAAACUCUACUAUCGCUGGUAUAAAUGAAGACACUACAAAAGACUUAUCUAUUGGAAAUCCCAUUCCAACAGUGGUGUCUGGGGCUAGAGGAAACGCCGAGUCUGGUGACAGUGUGAAAAUGUAUGGUUCUUGUGCCACCUGCUGCACCCACGAAUCUGCCCACCCCUCCUGUAACCCAGCCUGUUUCACUUCUUGUGCUACUUUGGGUACUCAAGGAGUUGCACCUGGCCCUGUAAUUGGGCUCCAAGCCCCAUCCACUGGUCUUCUUGGUGCCCGACCUGGCCUAAUCCCACUCCAGCGCCCGCCAGGAAUGCCUUUGAUGCCACCUCGUCCCAUGCCUCCGCAUAUGAUGCAUAGAGGUCCGCCACCAGGCCCCGGGGGCUUCGGGAUGCCUCCGCCUCAUGGAAUGAAAGGUCCCUUUCCUCCCCACGGCCCCUUUGUCCGGCCCGGUGGAGUGCCAGGGCUCGGGGGCCCAGGUCCAGGCCCAGGGGGUCCCGAGGACAGAGACGGAAGGCAGCCGCCGCAGCAGCAGCAGCAGCCGCCACCAGCACCGCAGGCGCAGCAACAGCCACCGACACAGCCACCGCAGCCGCCGCCGACGCAGCCACAGCCGUUUAGAAACGAUAACAGGCAGCAGUUCACUUCAGGUAGAGACCAAGAAAGGUUUGGAAGAAGAUCUUUUGGAAAUAGGGUGGAAAAUGACCGGGAACGGUAUGGGAACCGUAAUGAUGAUAGAGAGAAUAGUAAUCGUGAAAGGAGAGAGUGGGGAAGAAGGAGCCCUGACCGGGACAGGCACAGAGACUUGGAAGAGAGGAAUAGACGCUCUAGUGGGCAUCGAGACAGAGAGAGAGAUUCUAGAGAUAGAGAGUCUCGUAGAGAGAAGGAGGAAAACCGAGGCAAGGAGAAGCCUGAGGUGACAGACAGGGCAGGCGGUAACAAAACCGUUGAACCUCCCGUUAGCCAAGUGGGAAAUGUAGACACUGUUUCAGAACUUGAUAAGGGGGAGUCUGAGUCUGCAGUUGUAAAACCUUCUGAAGAGUUACCUGCUGAGGCUACCUCAUCCGUUGAACCUGAAAAGGAUUCUGGCUCAGCAGCCGAGGCUCCUCGUUAG
Messenger RNA from Lipotes vexillifer (Yangtze River dolphin), 4731 nucleotides. It is a transcript of the gene SCAF4, whose product is annotated as SR-related CTD associated factor 4. Lineage: Eukaryota; Metazoa; Chordata; Mammalia; Artiodactyla; Lipotidae. The record is from RefSeq and is a predicted model, not a curated record. Gene Ontology annotation, cellular component: nucleus. Gene Ontology annotation, biological process: negative regulation of termination of RNA polymerase II transcription, poly(A)-coupled. Gene Ontology annotation, molecular function: RNA binding; RNA polymerase II C-terminal domain phosphoserine binding.